GGCGCCGCCGCCGCGGCCCGCCGACUCCGGCUCCGUGGACUGCUGCAAAGCGAGCGCAGCCAGGCGGGCGAUUGGCCCGGGCUCGGCUCAGCGCCGCCCACCUGCCCCCGCGCGCGCUUGCCGGGCAGACCCGCGCGCGGACGCCGCCGGGCCUGGAGCGGGGCGCGGGAGCCCCGGGGCGUCGCCGGAGCGCCGCGGGUGCUGGAUAGGCCCGCCUGGGCCACGUGGAGGACGGGCCGCGGCCUGGCGCGUAAACAAAGCCGGAGGCGGCGGGGAGCCUGCAGAGCCGCCCCGGGGAGAGCCGGCGCUUCUGGGGCGCGCGUGGCUGCCAGCGAAGACGGUGCCAGACCAGCUCCUUGAAAUGAAGCAGUUGCCAGCAGACACGGUCCGAAUUCUUUCCAGCUCACAGGUGAUCACGUCGGUCGUCAGCGUGGUUAAAGAGCUGAUGGAAAACUCCUUGGAUGCCAACGCAACAAGUGUGGAGGUCAAAUUGGAAAAUUACGGCUUUGAUAAGAUUGAGGUGCGAGACAACGGCGACGGGACCAAAGCGGCUGACGUUCCAGUCAUGGCAAUGAAACACUAUACAUCAAAAAUAAGCUCUUCUGAGGACCUUGAACACUUGACAACAUACGGUUUUCGCGGUGAAGCCUUAGGUUCAAUUUGUUGCGUAUCUGAAGUUCUGAUUACAACAAAGACAGCUGCUGACGACUUUAGCACCCAAUACGCUUUGGACAGAAGUGGUCAUGUAAUUUCUCAAAAACCCUCUUAUCUUGGACAAGGUACGACCGUAACCGUUCUGAAGUUGUUCAAGAAUCUCCCUGUAAGAAAGCAAUUUUAUUCAACAGAUAAAAAAUGUAAGGAAGAAAUGAAAAAAAUCCAAAAUCUUCUGAUGGCGUAUGGCAUCGUCAAACCAGAACUGAGGUUAAUGUUUUCACAUAAUAAGACAGUCAUCUGGCAAAAGACCAAGGUAUCUGAUCACAAAAUGGCGUUCAUGGCAGUGGUAGGAACGGCGGUUAUGGGCAGCAUGGUGCCUUUUCAACAUCGCUGUGAAGAUCCUGAGGUAUGUCUCAGUGGUUUUCUUCCAAAGCCUAAUUCUGAUGCUUGUUUGACAAGCCAUUCAGGUUCAGAAAGGAGCUUCAUCUUUGUAAAUAACAGACCAGUGUGUCAGAAGGAUAUUCUCAAGCUGGUCCAACAUUAUUGUAACCUGAAAUCUUCUCAUCGUUCAUACCCCAUGUUCUUUAUCAACAUUACUAUUUCUCCUUCUGCUGUGGACGUCAAUUUAACACCAGAUAAAUCUCAAGUAUUGCUACAUGAUAAGGAAUCCAUUUGCCUUAUUAUUGAAGAUAUUUUAACGUCACUGUAUGGGCCUCGAACCGGAACUGUUUCUGGUGAAACUGAUGUAACAGAUACUGCCUCAGCAGACGUCUUUGCUAAUGCAACAGAACAAACAGAUGUGCCUGUUAAUGAAAUCGAAUCCAGCAGAAAUCCAUCUUCACAAGCACGUACCUCGUUGCUUUCAUGUACUAACGAUGUGCGAAAUGGGGAAACCGGAAAAAACACAGAGGUCUGCUUGAAAAAUCAAACAUCGUGUAAUGAUUCUCUUCCUCAUCUUCUUUCUAAAAAAGAACUAUCUGGCAGCGAGACAGCUGGCUGUGAUAGAUUUCAGGACCGUUCCCUAAAUAAUUUACCAUGUGAGGAUCCGCAGAACACGUAUAUGGUACUGAACCUGGAUGGCAAUUCCUUAACGGAUACUUGUUCUGAAAAUGGAGUUGGGGGUGGUUUGAGAAAUGACAAGAUCCAAAAUGUAGACAAGAUGGAAAGACCAAUGAUCCCAAAGGAUUCCUCUGAAGUCACUGCUGACAAAUGGAGCUGGGGGAAUGCAUUUGUGAAUUCUAGAGGAGAAAACCUGGAACCUGUUCAGAUUUUAAUUCCUGAAAUGGAAAAGGCAAGAAUGCAAAAGGAAAAUGAUGGUAUUAGUCAAAUAAAUUUUCAACAGGAAAAUAACAACUCAAAUGUUAAAAAAAUAAAUAUGGUAAAUGAUAAAGUGGGACAGAUUACAGCCUAUGAUUUAAUUAAAAGUCAGAUAGUAAGGAAACCUGUGUCAGCAUUUGGCCUUUUUGCUCAAGACAAUCGUUCCAGAUUGUUGGCUGAAAAUAGCAAAGCAAGUGCAGAAGAACUAAGGCUGAAAAUGGAAGAAAUGUGGAAGGCACUAAAUGAAGAGGAAAAAAAGAAAUAUGAGGAAAAAGCCGAUAAAGACCUCGAGAGAUACAACAGGCAAAGCAAAAGAGCUCUAGAUCUAAAUGUACAGAGUGCGACUAAAGAGAAAGAAAGAAAACUCAAGUCCAAACUGAAAGACUGUCUGUCCGAUCAGCAAAGACUUGACAAACUUUUCCAUUCUCAAAUGGGAAGGAAACGCGGCAGUUCCCAAGCUAUAAAAACUGUGCAAGUGCCCUUCACUAUGGAUUCAUUCAAACAGAAGCUUCACAGAUUAGAACAGAAGGAGUCAGAUAAAGAAGAACUCUGUCUAAUUCAUCUUCCAAAUUUUCCUGAUGCGUGGAUAAUUGCCUCUGAUGAAAAGAUAAUGAUGCUGAAUCCAUACAGAGUUGAAGAAGCCCUGCUCUUUAAAAGACUUCUUGAAGACCAUAAGCUUCCUACACAGAAACUAGAUACACCUAUUGCGCUAACUGACAGUCUUCUUGGUGAACCCGAUUACAUGGAAGUUCUCUAUAAUAUGCCUAAGGAAAGUGGAAGAUUCGACAGAUCAUCUUAUUUGCUGGAUUCAAGACUUGUAGCAAACGGAUUUCAGAUAAAAAUAAUACCAGGUGCGUCAGCUGCAGAAAGUCACUUGGAAAUAGAAGGAAUGACCAGUUGUGUGCCUUAUUAUGGUAUAUCAGAUUUAAAAGAAAUUCUGAAUGCGGUGGUAAACAAAAAUGCAAAGGAAGUUUAUGAAUGUAGACCUCUCAAAGUAGUAAAUUAUUUGGAGGGAGAAGCAGUGCGACUGUCGCGGCAGCUCCCUUUAUAUUUAUCAAAAGAAGAUGUACAGGAUACAAUUCACAGAAUGCAGAAGGAACUUGGAAGCCAACAGAAAAGCUGUGUUCAUGGACGCCCGUUUAUUCAUUAUUUAGUAGAUAUCCCACAGAGCAACGAAGUAUAAACAGAUAUUUUGUUUGAAAUCACAUUCUCAACUUUACCUGUGCAUUCUGCUCUCCUGCAUUAUUUAUGCAGAAGAGGUUUGUUGCUUGAUUAGUUGAGUGCUGAACAUGCUUAAUGUGUUUUGUAAUCGUUAACUGUUCUAACAAAAUAUAAUGUUAAACUAUCCAUGAUACUUUUCAAGUACAAGAACACAGAAAGAUCAAAGGUGAAAAUAGGAUCAUUGAGAAUAAUUAGUUUGUUUCUUAAAUCUAGAGCUGGACUACAGUUUUCAUCGUUCUAUAAGCUUUUAGCUUUUACAGCAAAAUACACAAAGCAAAAUCAUCUCAGAAAAAUGAAACUAUAGACCACCAAAGAGCAUAAUGUUCAGAAGCCAUAGUGGAAGAGAAUGGAGGCAAAAGCCUGCACUGCUAAGAAAACUUGCACUAAAUUUUGUGUAUGUGUAUAUAUGUAUGUACUUACUGCAGAUGAAUGUACAAAAAGGGGACACAUGCAAAUACAAUUUUGUAUUUUUCUUGUA
This is a messenger RNA of Eublepharis macularius, 3670 nucleotides long. It is a transcript of the gene PMS1, whose product is annotated as PMS1 homolog 1, mismatch repair system component. NCBI's taxonomy places the organism in Eukaryota, Metazoa, Chordata, Lepidosauria, Squamata, Eublepharidae. The transcript is spliced from 13 exons. Gene Ontology annotation, molecular function: ATP hydrolysis activity; mismatched DNA binding; ATP-dependent DNA damage sensor activity. Bases 362 to 3154 code for a protein of 930 amino acids. Gene Ontology annotation, biological process: mismatch repair. Gene Ontology annotation, cellular component: MutLalpha complex. The record is from RefSeq and is a predicted model, not a curated record.